AUGGUACCAUUAAAUGAAACGAAUAAUCAACAACCUUUAAACAAGAGUAAUAACUUUAUUCGACGACGGCCAAUGUCGAAUGGAGUCAAUAAUAAAUUGUUUGAUGUCAAAUACAAAGUUCUACUACUUGGUGAUACACUUGUAGGAAAAACGUCAUUACAACGAUUUAUUGCUGGAAAAGAUUUUCGUCCAGACAUUGGUUCUACUAUUGGUAUCGAUUUUGUUAAUAAAAUAAUUCCAGUUGAAAAAUCAAAGAUCAAUUUACAGAUAUGGGAUACAGCAGGUCAAAGAAAUUUUCGAACAAUAGGUAAAAAUUAUUAUGCAUCAACAAAAGCAUUUGUACUAGUUUAUGAUGUUACGAAUGAAGAGUCAUUUCAUUUAAUUCAACAAUUUAAUCAAUUAAUUGAACAAACUGGAUUAGAUAUAGAACGUCGAUAUUUAAUAGCAAAUAAAAUUGAUUUAAGUCAAAAUCGAAAAGUUGAUGAAGAAACUGGCCGACGUUUCGCUUUACGAAAUAGUAUGACUUAUUUUGAAACAAGUUGUAAAACAGGUGAAAAUGUUCUUGAACUUUUCGAACAAAUUGCCUCUGAUCUUGUUCGUCAACAUGAUUCAAAAAUACUUGAAUUUCAUAAACCUGUAAAAGAAAAUUUUGCAUUUAAUUAUCGUACACCAUCAAUAACUAAUCACGAAACAUAUGAUAGAACUACUGAAGAAAUGAAAAAAUCAAAAAAGAAAAAUAUUUUUUCAUCAUUAUUUUAUGAACCAAUUGGUAGAAAUGAUCGAUUUAAUUUUCGUCGUUUGAUCUUCUGUUGUAGACCAAGUUAA
Molecule: messenger RNA, 825 nt
Organism: Rotaria sordida
Lineage: Eukaryota; Metazoa; Rotifera; Eurotatoria; Philodinida; Philodinidae
Source: the annotation of a GenBank genome assembly